UAGUGAUACAUCUGUUUUUACUCGAAGCGUAUGAACUUUACUGUUGAUUUAAACCACCAGCAGUGAGCUAUUUACUGUAUGAAAGGUGUUUAUUGAGCGGAAUAUGCUUAUCAUUGUGUAUGUGUACUCACUUAUUUAACUAGAGUACCUAGAGUACCAAGAGGGCACGUUAACUUACAGUAAAGGGAAACACAAUGGAUUGCAAAGCUAUAGUGGAAAAACUCGGGUUGAUAAAGCACCCUGCUGAUGAUGGUGCACACUUCAAAGAACUUUGGAGAUCAACUCGAAAAAUUACAGUCGUAACCGAUCCCGAAAGUUAUGACGGUGAAAGGACUUCGGGGACAUCCAUAUACUUCUUGAUGCAAGAAAAGGCUCUUGUGACUUUCCACAUCCUGCCAUCUGAUGAACUAUUCUACUGGCACAGAGGCGGUAAUGUGAAGGUACAUCUUAUAAGUAAAGACGGUGUGUAUCGGAGUGAAAUUCUUGGAGACAUGAUGUCAUCCGACGAUGCUAACUAUCAAGUGAGAGUACCAAGGAAUCACUGGUAUGCUGUAGAGAUGGAGGACGCCACUCAGUCGUGUCUAUACAGUGCCGUUGUAGUGCCAGGUUGGGAGGCAAAAGAUUGGAAAGAAGGAAAGCGUGAUGACCUGAUUAGCAAAUUCCCCAAACAUAGAGAUCUCAUAGAAAGACUCACCACUGAAUAAUAAAUAAAUCUGAAGAAGGAAUAAGUUUGCAUUAAGUGUUCAUUGCAAUAAGUGUUCUCUCUCAGGGGUAAAUGCAGAGUAAAUUGCAUUUUUCAAGAAAUACUCAAUAUGGGCUGAGGCAGAUAUGGGUUUGUCCAGUUGGAACUACAAUAUAAGAGGACGGUCUAUUUAGUCUAAUUAUUGCAUAUACUUCAUCAAUGACUUCAGCACCAUAAUUAUUUGAAGGAGAGACACAUUCCUACAUCCAAUUAGAUCAUUCCUAAUACGAUUUUGAACUAAUGAUAUCCAUUUCCGAGGUGUAACGUAAAGGGGUAUUUUAAACAAGCGUUACUUGAUAUAAAUGUUUAGUUGUUCAGAAUUUACAUAAAUAUAUUGA
This is a messenger RNA of Owenia fusiformis, 1080 nucleotides long. Lineage: Eukaryota; Metazoa; Annelida; Polychaeta; Sabellida; Oweniidae. The record is from the annotation of a GenBank genome assembly.